CCAGCUGAAGUCAGCAGGGCUUGCAAGGCUCUGUGGGGUGCAUUUUUAGAAUGGCGCUAACCCUUGCUGCCCCUGCCAAGUCAGACACCCGGACGCUGCUUUGGCUCGCGACGAACUUUCCCCUGGCCUGAAGGGGCAAAUCCCCAUCCCGCAGACGUGCAGCAGGGGCAAGACACACACUGGGGGCCUCCCCCAGCCGCCUCUACAGUGCCGGGCGCGCGCCCCCGCCCUCACACGCAGGAGCGGGCGGGCUCGCGCCUUCUCUCGCCCUCUCUCCCCCGCGCACAUCAGGCAGCUCCGCCGCUGCCGGGUGAAUGGGAGCUGCAGGCUGGAGAGCGCGAGCGAAAGUCCCAGAGAUGCAGCACCAAGUCUGGCCCUGCUAGCUUCCCCUGCCAGGCAUUAAGCCCCGUUCCCCCACCCCCUCCUUCUUCUUCUCCUCCUCCUCCUCCUCCGCGACUGGAAAGCGUUUAAAAGGCGAGGCUGGAGAAUCACAAGCCAUUCCCCCAGUGAGGCGAGGUGCAGCUGCCUGGGGACAGAGAGCCACAGAGAGAAGGGGAACAGGACGAUUUGGAAAUGCUAAUUCUAGGGCGCUUGCUUGCUUGCAUCCAGCUGCUCUGCGUCCUCCGAGCGGAUUUGGUUUAUGGAUACUAUAGACAGCAGAGAAAAAUGAUUGAAGAGAUUGACUGGUCCUAUACAGGAACUUUGAACCAAAAGAACUGGGGGAAGAAGUAUCCAGCAUGUAAUGGUGCCAAACAAUCUCCUAUUAAUAUUGAUGAAGAUCUUACGCAAGUAAAUGUAAAUCUCAAAAAACUUAAAUUCCAAGGUUGGGAAAAGGAAACUUCAGAAGACGCUUUCAUUCACAAUACUGGCAAAACAGUGGAAAUUAACCUGACAAAUGAUUAUUAUGUCAGUGGAGGUGGCUCAGAAACAGUAUUUAAAGCAAGCAAGAUAACUUUUCACUGGGGAAAAUGCAAUAUAUCAUCAGAUGGAUCGGAACAUAGUUUAGAAGGACAAAAAUUUCCUCUUGAGAUGCAAAUCUACUGCUAUGAUGCAGAUCAGUUUACAAAUUUUGAGGAGGCAAUUAAAGGAAAUGGGAAGUUAAGAGCUUUAUCAAUUUUAUUUGAGGUUAGCCUGGAAGAUAAUAUGGAUUAUAAUGCAAUUAUCAAAGGAGUAGAUAGUGUUAGCCGGUUUGGAAAACAGGCUGCAUUAGAGCCAUUUAUUUUGCUGAACCUUUUGCCGAACUCAACAGACAAAUAUUACACUUAUAAUGGAUCUUUGUCGACACCUCCCUGCUCAGAGACAGUCGAAUGGAUUGUGUUUAAAGAUCCCAUUAACAUUUCUGAAAACCAGUUGGCUGUAUUUUGUGAAGUCCUUACAAUGCAGCAGUCUGGCUAUGUCAUGCUGAUGGAUUACCUGCAAAACAACUUUAGAGAACAGCAAUAUAAAUUCUUUGGACAGGUGUUUUCCUCAUACACUGGCCAAGAAGAAAUUCAUGAAGCAGUUUGCAGCUCAGAACCGGAAAACGUCCAAGCCGAUCCAAAGAACUAUACCAGCCUUCUUGUUACAUGGGAAAGACCUCGAGUUGUUUAUGAUGCCAUGAUUGAGAGAUUUGCUGUCUUUUAUCAGCAAUUGGAUGGAGAAGACCAGACUAAACAUGAGUUUCUGACAGAUGGGUAUCAGGACUUGGGAGCUAUUCUAAAUAAUCUGCUGUCCAAUACAAGUUAUGUUCUUCAGAUAGUUGCGGUUUGCACUAAUGGUCUAUAUGGAAAAUACAGUGAUCAAGUCAUUGUUGAUAUGCCUUUAGAUGAUCCAGAAAUUGACCUCUUUCCUGAACUGAAUGAAACUGAAGAAUAUGAGGAGGAAGUUGAAGAGAAAGAGGUGGAUGAAGAAAUUGCAGUGAUUCCUAGCACUGAUAGUACUCUAAAUAAAAUAAGGAAAAAAGAAUUCCAGGUGACUACGUCUAGCUAUAGUCAAGAGAAAAUGGGGACAAAAUUCAAUGAAGCUAAAACAAACAGAUACUUAACAAGAGAGGAAGGAUCACAUGGAAAGGAUGAUGUUUUCAAAGCAAUUUUUUACCCUACUUCCCAACCUACUAUUGAAACAUCAGAUGAAGAAGAAGAUGCUUCUUUGGAAUCUCAAACUAUUAUUGGAAUCCCCCUGCAAGUCACUGACUCCACUAAAGGUAUUGACGAAGAAUACAUUUACAUUUCUUCUGGCACUGAACCAACAAGCAUAUCUGCUACUGGUGGUAGUGAGGAAGAUAUUUCAUUGUCAACUUUUAAGCCUUAUCAAGAUGUAUACACCUCUUGGGGUUCCAUUCCUACUACCUCUGCUAUGCAAUUUGUCACUGAGGAAGCAUCCCAGGAAGACAUCCUUCAUUCUGGAAGCCCAGAAAUAAGCAAACAUGAUAUUGAUUCACAAGGCGAUGUAAAAAAUGUUUCAGAAGAUGUAGCACCCUCAGGUGCAGAAGAAUCUGCAGAGAGUACUCCUUCUGUUGAUGGAAAGUUGUGGUUUCAAAAUGCAACAGAUUUGGCACCUAGAUCUGAUGUUCCAUUGGAUAGUGAGCUGUUAUUUCAGACUAGUUAUACUGAUGCUUAUGUUGAGGGAUCAAAGCCAGCUACAGUGCCCUAUUCCAGUGGUCCAGUGAUAUCACAAGAUACUUCAGAUGCGGAUAUAGAAUUGCUACAUUAUUCUAAUUUUGCUUUCUCCCCUACUGAAUUAUCACCUCAUUCUAUCUCUUCAAGCUCUGGAGAAUAUGGCUCUGCUUCUGUUGCCAGUGAGGUACUCUCUCAGACAACUCAACCAGUAUAUAAUGGUGAGAUACCUCUUCAACCUUCCUACAGUAGUGAAGUGUUUCCUCUAGUCACCCCUUUAUUGUUUGACACGCAGAUGCUCAACACUACCCCUGCUACAUCAGGUAGUGAUGUGACCUUGCAUGCUACACCUGUAUUUCCCAGUGUUGAUGUGUCAUUUGAACCCACCCUGUCUUCCUAUGGUGAUGUACCUUUGCUUACAUUUUCCUCUGCUUCCUUCAGUAGUAACAUGUUUCACCAUCUGUAUACAGUUUCUCAAAUGUUUCCACAAGUUACUCCAGCUGUUGCAAGUGAUAAGGUGUCCCUGCAUGCUUCUUUGACAUUGGCUGAGGGUGAUACUUUAAUACAGUCAAGCCUUGCUCAAUAUUCUGAUGUGAUGUCACAUCAGACUACACAUGCUGCUUCAGAGACAUUGAUAUUUGGUCAUAAUAGAACUCACAUGUUUACUCAAGUUGAACCAUCCAGCAGUGAUUUAAAUAUGCAUGCACUGUCUACAAUGUCUGAACUUACUUAUGCUUUGUCUAGUAAUGUGGGCUCCCUCCAAACUUUUACUGUUUCUUAUGACUCUGCAGAAUAUGUGCAUGAUUCUGUUGGCGUAUUUCAUCAGGGUCCCCUAUUUAGCAGCUAUAACAAUGUACUGGUGCAUAAGCCUUCUUCUGUAAUACCACAAGCUGAUACUUUGCUGCUGCCUACACGCGCUCUAUCUAGUGAUAUGGAUUGGUCUGAACCGUACUCUGGUAGUGAGUCCCUUUUGCCUGAUACAGAUGCUCUGGCCACACUUAAAGUUUCUUCAUCUGAUUCUAUAGGUGAAUUUACAUAUGCAACAUAUGAGUUUAGUGAUGUUAAUAAGACAAUUCACAAAAGUGAUGUAAUAUAUGGAGAUGAGAAAGAACUGCAAAUUUCUUCUUUCAGUGAAGUGGCUUCCCAUGCUGAAAGUACAGUGAUGCCUGAACUUCCUACAUAUGUUUCUAACAAUGAUGUAAUUAAGCAGACUACGUCUUUGCAAGAAAUCCCACUUACUGUUUCUAGCACAAAGGGAAUCCUUCCAGUCUCUCUUGCUUUUCCCUCUACUAAGAUUUUUGAUUAUGAUAUUAGUAAACUUUCAGAAAAUUACUUUUCUGUUCAGCCUUUGCAUGUUACAUCUCCAGCCUUUGAUGACACUUUGCUUAAACCUAUGUUUAGUGCAAUCUCAGAUCAAGCUGUCUCUGUCCCUGCUUCUAGCAAAAUAUUGUCUCCUUCAACACAGCAGUACUCUUAUGAGACCUCAGCUCCAUUAAAUAAUGAAGCAUUACUACAAACCUCCUUUCAAGCUUCUGAUGAUGGCACUCUGCUUAAAACAGCUGCAACUGUGCCUAGUGAUCCAAUAUUGGUUGAACACUCCAGGGUUUAUAAAGAUAGUUCUACAUUUGACCAAAUAUUCUAUCAGAUGGCACCAGAUUCUGCUACAAAUAAAACAAUGUUGCAUUCUACAUCUGCACCUUCAGUUGUUGACAUGUUUCCCCACACCUCUAGUAAGCCCAGAACAUCAUUUCAAGGUUUAACUGGCUCUUAUGGAAGUGAGGAAUAUGUUUUAUCCAGUUUGGUUAACAAUGAAGAUAAUCACCAGGUUGCUCCUUCAUUGUACAGUAGUGAUGUUUCAUUCCAGUCAACCAGUUUAGAAAAUACAAAUGCUUUUUCCCCCAAGGCAGUGAACAGAGUGGCUACUCCUGCCUUAACAAUUGACAUAUUACCAAAUAUUCCCACUCUUCUAAACAGCCAUAUUUCUUCAAGUGUUUCUCAAAGAAAUGAGGUUCCCAUUUUUUUCUCAAGUUCUACCAGUGCUGAUGUUUCUGUUCAUGUGCCUGCAGUUGUUUCUGAUUCUCAUGUAUCUGCUCAUCAUGCCCUUCCUUUACCAAACGUGUAUAUUUCUGUUAUGGCUAUUUCUCCCAGCAGUGAGAGCCUUAGAACCCUAACCAAGUUGCUGGUUCCCUCUCAAACAUCCUCUGGGUUGGUCCCCAGUGCCAAUUCUGAUACUAAUUUGUGGCAUCCUGUAAUUGAUGUUGAUUAUGAUGAGUAUGAUGAUGGUUUACCUGUAAGUAAUUGUAUCACAUGCACUUCCCAUAGAGAAACUCAGGAAAAGGUAGUAGAUGAACAGAAUACACAGGUAAACAAUAUAAAGGAUCAGAGUAACCUAAUUAUCCAUUCAUAUUCUGAGAAAUCUGAAGAAGAAGAAGAAGAAAAGAAAAUUACAACUGCUGCAUCAGACAGUCAGAUAAGUCAUGGUAUGGACAGACAUAAUUAUCCAUCAAUACCAACAUUGGCAGCACUGAUACCUAAGAAGCACAACGAUCCAACAAUAUGGGAAAACCGUAUUCAGACUCUUAGUAUCCCGUUGCAAAACACACCAGAGUCUAAAUCUUGGGCUGUUUUUACCAGUGAUGAAGAAAGUGGCUCUGGUCAAGGUACCUCAGAUAGCCUUAAUGAUAAUGAGACUUCAACAGAUUUCAGUUUUCCUGACCUUAAUGAGAGAGACGCUGAGGGGGCAAUUGAAGCAGGUAACUCAGAUUUAACUCCUGGAUCAUCACAGUCAUCAGCACCAUCUGUAACUAGUGGUCACUCACCAGUAUUCAACAUUUCUGAGGCAGAGGCAAGUAAUAGUAGCCAUGAGUCUCGUAUUGGUCUAGCUGAGAGUCUGGAAUCAGAGAAGAAGACAGUUAUACCACUUGUGGUCGUAUCAGCUCUGACUUUUAUCUGUCUAGUGAUUCUUGUGGGUAUUCUCAUAUACUGGAGGAAAUGCUUCCAGACUGCUCACUUUUAUUUAGAAGAUAACACAUCACCUAGAGUGAUUUCCACUCCUUCAGCACCAGUCUUCCCAGUUUUAGAUGAUGUUGGAGCAAUUCCAAUAAAGCAUUUUCCAAAACAUGUUGCAGACUUACAUGCAAGUAAUGGUUUUACUGAAGAAUUUGAGACACUGAAAGAGUUUUACAAGGAAAUCCAGAGCUGUACUGUAGAUCUUGGUAUUACUUCAGACAGCUCUAAUCACCCAGACAACAAGAAUAAGAAUCGAUAUAUAAAUAUUGUUGCUUAUGAUCAUAGUAGGGUUAAACUUGCACAACUUGCAGAAAAGGAUGGAAGAGUGACUGAUUACAUCAAUGCCAACUAUGUUGAUGGCUACAACAAGCCAAAAGCUUACAUUGCCGCUCAAGGGCCAUUAAAAUCAACAGCAGAAGAUUUCUGGAGAAUGAUUUGGGAGCAUAAUGUGGAAGUCAUUGUGAUGAUAACUAAUCUUGUUGAGAAAGGAAGGAGAAAGUGUGACCAGUACUGGCCUGCUGAUGGUAGCGAAGAAUAUGGAAACUUUUUGGUCACUCAGAAGAGUGUUCAUGUACUUGCUUAUUACACUGUGAGGAAUUUUACUAUUAGAAACACCAAGGUCAAAAAGGGUUCCCAGAAAGGAAGGUCUAGUGGACGUGUAGUUACUCAAUAUCAUUAUACCCAGUGGCCUGAUAUGGGUGUUCCAGAAUAUACUCUGCCCGUCCUCACGUUUGUGCGAAAGGCAUCAUAUGCUAAGCGCCAUGCUGUGGGGCCUGUGGUGGUUCAUUGCAGUACCUCAUCUUUGAUGGAACAUUUGAAAAGAGAACCUCCUCAUGAAUUCUGUCCUUCUGGAGCUGAGACUGAUGAAGCCAACAGUGCUGGCGUUGGAAGAACAGGCACAUACAUAGUAUUAGACAGCAUGCUGCAGCAAAUUCAGCACGAAGGGACAGUCAACAUAUUUGGAUUCUUAAAACACAUACGUACACAAAGGAACUACUUGGUGCAGACUGAGGAGCAGUACGUCUUUAUUCAUGAUGCCCUGGUUGAAGCCAUACUCAGUAAAGAAACAGAAGUUCUUGACAGUCACAUUCAUGCCUAUGUUAAUAUUCUCUUAAUACCUGGACCAACAGGAAAGACAAAGCUCGAGAAACAAUUCAAGCUACUGAGCCAAUCUAAUAUACAGCAGUGUGAUUAUUCUACUGCACUGAAACAGUGUAACAGAGAAAAGAACAGAACUUCAUCAAUCAUCCCUGUGGAAAGAUCUAGAGUGGGUAUCUCAUCACUGUCUGGUGAAGGUACAGACUACAUCAAUGCUUCCUAUAUUAUGGGUUAUUAUCAAAGUAAUGAAUUCAUUAUUACCCAGCAUCCCCUGUUACAUACCAUCAAGGAUUUCUGGAGAAUGAUAUGGGACCAUAAUGCUCAGCUAAUAGUCAUGCUUCCUGAUAGUCAAAACAUGGCUGAGGAUGAAUUUGUUUACUGGCCAAACAAAGACGAGCCUAUAAAUUGUGAGAGCUUUAAAGUUACUAUGAUUGCUGAAGAACACAAGUGUCUGUCUAGUGAGGAAAAGCUUAUAAUCCAAGACUUUAUUCUAGAGGCUACACAGGAUGACUAUGUACUUGAAGUGAGGCAUUUUCAGUGUCCAAAAUGGCCAAAUCCUGAUAGCCCUAUUAGUAAAACAUUUGAACUUAUAAGUAUCAUAAAAGAAGAAAGUUCCAACAGAGAUGGACCCAUGAUAGUGCACGAUGAGCAUGGAGGAGUGACAGCAGGUACUUUCUGUGCACUAACAACACUCAUGCAUCAGCUGGAAAAUGAAAGUUCCAUGGAUGUUUAUCAGGUAGCUAAGAUGAUAAAUUUGAUGAGGCCAGGAGUCUUCACAGACAUUGAGCAGUACCAGUUUCUGUACAAAGCUAUCCUAAGUCUUGUUAGCACGAGGCAAGAAGAAAACCCUUCUGCAUCCAUGGACAGUAAUGGCACAGCUUUACCUGAUGGAAAUGCAGCUGAAAGCUUAGAAUCUUUAGUUUAACUAACACACACACACACACACACACACACACACACCAGUCAUCCCUGGAAUUUAGCAUUGUUGUUUUCAUUUUUAAAUUAUGCAGGGAGAUAUCUGUCCAGUUAUUAUAUGAUCUGUUCCCUUCUCCUGUUCAAACAAACAACAGUUAUUUUUGUGGCAUAUGAUUUUACUUCCGAACUCACAUCAUUAACAAUGUGUGCCUUUUUUUGAAAGAUUUCUUGUAAUACAUUUGUUACGUCUGGACUAACUUGAUUGAAUUUUACAGUGUUUCUAAGAAUGAGAUUGUGGUAUGUUUUUCAGUAUUAGUUUUCAGUUUGUCUGGCUUUACUUCUAACUUAAAAUUUAUCAUAUUUAUAGAUGGUAGGGGGGUUCUCAACUACAAAUAAACAUGUCAUGUUUUUAGUAUCCAAUUUACUUGCUGUAUUUAUAGCAAUCCAUAUAACUUUUAAUAUAGUAGAAUGUAAAUAAAAUACUGUUCUCUAUAAUAUUCAACAUUUUAAGACUGCAGUAGAUAUUUAGACUAGUAACCUAAUACUUACUGUAAAUACUUCUAUAGUGAUUCCAUGGACCAAAUUUAUAUUUAUAAUUGUAGAUUUUUAUAUUUUACUACAGAGUCAGUUUUCUAGUUCUGUGUAAUUGCAUUGUUAUAAUGAUGUAGUUCAGUAUCUGUUUUUAUUUUAACAAAGUCUCCUGAUAUACUAUUGUGCAUCUUCGGUGAUUAACCUUCAUAUAUGUGCAUGGAAUUUUAACUUUUUGUGGGAAAUAUAAAUUGAGUUGUUUUGAAAUGAGAAGUUUUUAUGAGAAUAACAUCUGUACUUGGCAUUGUUUUAAUUGUUUUUACCUAAGGCAUUGAAAAAAUAAAUAUAAAUAUUCCAGCCUAUG
Mauremys reevesii (Reeves's turtle) is the source of this 8508-nucleotide messenger RNA. RefSeq names its product protein tyrosine phosphatase receptor type Z1 (gene PTPRZ1). Gene Ontology annotation, biological process: peptidyl-tyrosine dephosphorylation. NCBI's taxonomy places the organism in Eukaryota, Metazoa, Chordata, Testudines, Geoemydidae. Gene Ontology annotation, molecular function: protein tyrosine phosphatase activity; protein binding. The transcript has 31 exons. The coding region runs from base 574 to 7626 and encodes 2350 amino acids. The record is from RefSeq and is a predicted model, not a curated record.